This is a messenger RNA of Cordyceps fumosorosea ARSEF 2679, 441 nucleotides long. RefSeq lists its product as hypothetical. The record is from RefSeq and is a predicted model, not a curated record. Lineage: Eukaryota; Fungi; Ascomycota; Sordariomycetes; Hypocreales; Cordycipitaceae. Bases 1 to 441 code for a protein of 146 amino acids. The transcript has a single exon.
AUGACGACGUUGUUGCUUUGUGAGCCGUCUGGAGUGGCACACGGGUUUGAGUUUCCGGUGCUCUGGAGAAUUGCUGAGGAGCCUGUGGCUCUUGAGCGGCAAAUGCACUUUGGUGGUGAGCAUGAGGUUGCGGCGGAUAUUGCUGGUGAAACUGAUCUUGCUGGUAAAACGGAUCUUGCUGGUGAAACUGAUCUUGGCUAUGCCUGGGGUGUUGAGGGCGAUAUGCUGAUCCAGGUGGCGGGGCCAUGGGAUGCGUCACGGUUCGAGUACCAUGAUAGCGCGGAUCUUGCGGCGGGCUAUGGGCGUAACUCGGCGCGCCUGCCAGGAGGCUAUCCGGCGGCGGAAGCAGUGGUAGAUGCUGAUUGGAUGAUGCUGAAGAUUGGAAAUGGGGAGGCUGCCGUCGGUCGUAUGGCCGGUCAUUGUGCGGAUGAGGCUGCAUAG